This is a messenger RNA of Elaeis guineensis (African oil palm), 916 nucleotides long. The record is from RefSeq and is a predicted model, not a curated record. NCBI's taxonomy places the organism in Eukaryota, Viridiplantae, Streptophyta, Magnoliopsida, Arecales, Arecaceae.
AACGGCCUUAGCGUGGUACGUUGAGGAGGUUAGGGGCGAGUUCCGGGUAAACUCCUUGGGUUAUCGAAUCCAAAACCCUAACCCCAAGUAACUCCGCAGUUUGGCGCCAACUGCGAGCCGAGGUAUCCCGUCCCUCCUUCCCUUGCAGGGGUAAUCCAGGUUUCUGGAUAAGUAUUGAUAAGAUGGUUCAAUACAACUUCAAGAACAUCACGGUUGUGCCAUCUGGGAAAGACUUCAUUGACAUUAUCCUUUCCCGCACUCAGCGCCAGACUCCAACAGUAGUCCAUAAGAGGUAUGCGAUCUCCCGCCUACGCAGCUUCUACAUGCGGAAGGUGAAGUUCACCCAGCAGAACUUCCAUGAGAAGCUCUCUACCAUCAUUAAUGAGUUCCCUCGGCUGGAUGACAUCCACCCAUUGUAUGGUGAUCUCCUCCAUGUCCUCUACAACAAGGAUCAUUACAAGCUUGCCGUAGGCCAGGUCAACACUGCUAGAAACAUCAUUACAAGGAUUGCAAAAGACUAUGUAAGGUUGCUUAAGUAUGGGGACUCAUUGUACCGAUGCAAGUGCUUGAAGGUUGCUGCUCUUGGUCGCAUGUGCACUGUUAUAAAGCGCAUCGGUCCAAGCUUGGCUUACUUGGAGCAAAUACGUCAGCACAUGGCCAGGCUCCCCUCUAUUGACCCCAAUGCUCGUACCGUUCUAAUCUGUGGGUUCCCGAAUGUUGGAAAGAGCUCUUUUAUAAAUAAGAUCACCAGGGCUGAUGUGGAUGUCCAGCCGUAUGCCUUCACAACCAAGUCCUUAUUUGUUGGUCACACAUAUUACAAGUGUCUUCCUUACCAAGUGAUUGACACUCCUGGGAUUCUUGACUGACCAUUUGAGGACAGAAACAUUAUAGAGAUGUGCAGCAUCACGGCAUUGGC